This is a messenger RNA of Molossus molossus (Pallas's mastiff bat), 828 nucleotides long. It is a transcript of the gene MTCP1, whose product is annotated as mature T cell proliferation 1. The record is from RefSeq and is a predicted model, not a curated record. Gene Ontology annotation, molecular function: protein serine/threonine kinase activator activity. The coding region runs from base 419 to 742 and encodes 107 amino acids. The transcript is spliced from 5 exons. Gene Ontology annotation, biological process: positive regulation of peptidyl-serine phosphorylation. Lineage: Eukaryota; Metazoa; Chordata; Mammalia; Chiroptera; Molossidae.
CCCAUUUUGCCCGCCCGCUUACGCGGCCUACACGCUCUGGGGACAGCCCUGAGGCAGCAUCGCCGCACGCACCAGCCUCUUGAGCCAGUGGGACGCUCUCUCGAAAUUUGGUCCUAAGAUAGUUAAGGUUUUAUUUUGUUUUGUUUCCAAGUUACGGUCCCUGAAUUUUGUACCACUCUCCCUGGACCACUUCCGGUUGUCGGCCCUUGCCUCGAAACUUCGGUUCGGGUGACCUCGGCCCCAGAUGCCCCUCGGCUCGCCCUGGGCUCACGUCCUGAUCCCGGUUUGACUGGCCCGAGGUGGGGGACCUGGAAGUUUUAGCCUCGCUGAUUUCGAGGCGGAUUAAUUAGCCCAAGAAACAUUAUAUUCAUGCUUAGGUGGAGAAAAGCAGGGCUAGAAUUGGAACUCAAAGCCCAGAAUGGCAGGAGAGGAUGUGGGGGCUCCACCCGAUCGCCUCUGGGUUCACCAAGAGGGUAUCUACCGCGACGAAUACCAGCGCACAUGGGUGGCCGUCGUGGAACAGGGGACGAGUUUCCUAAGGGCACGAGUCCAGCAAGUUCAGGUUCCCUUAGGUGACGCGGCUAGGCCGAGUCACCUUCUUACCUCCCAGCUACCUCUCAUGUGGCAACUCUACCCUGAGGAGCGCUACAUGGAUAACAACUCUCGCUUGUGGCAGAUCCAGCAUCAUUUAAUGGUCAGGGGAGUACAGGAGCUGUUGCUUAAGCUUUUGCCUGAUGAUUAACCUGGUGCUGGGAUUCUAGGAAGAUAUGCUCCUCUGUUCUGUUCAGUAUAUGGCAAUCACUUCAUCCACCACUGCAGUGCACCCAC